Ruditapes philippinarum (Manila clam) is the source of this 901-nucleotide messenger RNA. RefSeq lists its product as uncharacterized. The record is from RefSeq and is a predicted model, not a curated record. Bases 250 to 807 code for a protein of 185 amino acids. The transcript has 4 exons. Lineage: Eukaryota; Metazoa; Mollusca; Bivalvia; Venerida; Veneridae.
AUAUUGAAAAAGGAGUAACAACAUUCUGGCAUAAUAAAAGGACGAAUCGUAUUUUGAAAUAUAUAUAUGUACUCAUUGGACGAUCUUUAUAUAGAAGUUUGGUUUUGCAUGUGAUAUUUUGACUAAAGUAGACGAUACAAACAUUGUGUAUUACCUCUAUAAAAUUUUGUAUAGCCACAAAACUGAUACGCUAAACAUAUAAUUUUGAUAUCAGGCAUUCAUUAAACAGGUUUGAGGAGAUCGCUGCUCAUGGAUAUAAAGAUGAAGUUUUCGUUUUUGGUAUUGUUAAUAUUGAUGGUGGAAUGUGACCUGACGGAAGGAGAAGGCGGUAUUGUACAAGAGAAUCAGGAUCCAAAAUGUAGCUCACGGUUUGAUACUGAUUACAAGCUGAUCCAGAAACUUGUACAGUUAGAAGAAAGACAGAAAGCUCUACAUGAAACAAUGGAAGGACUGAGAAAACAACUGAAAGGCUGUAUAAAAAGCUAUGGAGCAGACGACAACUUUGGCGUGACGUAUGACUUUGCAGAUCAAAUGGCCCAAUCUACAUGUACGGCUAUCUUGCCAGGGGCUAAUAAUUAUGUUUAUGCUGUGAGACGACAUUGCUCGAAACUUGCAGCAUCGUGCGAAGAUACGUGCAAGCACGUUGGGAAAAAGUGUUUCAGUGCAUUACAGAUACCAGGAAACCCUCGCAUUUUGCCAAGGGGCACGAAUGGAGCGCUUGGGUUACAAAUGUACAAAUACGACCUAUACCACGGCUGUUCGAGGGGGAGUUACUGUGGACCAAAUUUUUGCUGCUGUCAAGAUUAACUCAUGAUUUUUUAUGAUAACAAUAUGUUGAACUAGCUUGAUUUGCAGGUGCAUGUAGUUCAAAAUAAAUUUGCUUCCAAGAAGCUUAAAAUAA